GUACGCGUUAUUUAUCAUUGUACAAAAAUAAUUCUGUUUUAUGAUGUGACAACGCAGUGAUUAAUGUCUGGUUAGGUUUAGGUACAAAAAACACUUGGUUAGGGUUAAGGAAAUAUGAUGGUUUUGGUUAAAAUGAUCUCUCUCGCGAGAUCUUUCGCAAAUCUAAGGUUACCACCUAAACAAGACGCUUCUUGUGGUGGACAGCGCGAAAUCCUGAUUAGAGGGUUGAUUGAUAUAGACUUCUCUUUAGUGUGUUUUCUCAUGGCAACAAUGAAGUUAAUUUAUCGGUAGAAAAUCAAACAAAAAAGAUACAGUAAUAAUACUAAUACAUCGUGGUCAUAAGAAGCUGCGUCUAUCAUGAUAGCAGCACAACAAGACAUGUUGCUCUGGAUUAUCUUUCCCAUCUCCCUCUCCCUGGUGUCCUUCAUCGGAACAUGGAGCGUAUAUGGCCUGGCCUUCUACAACAAUCAUGUGUGCUCCCUCAGUGACUGGGGGGGUAACAACUUCUGCAGUGGGAAUCUGUCCACUGACUGUUGCCACGUUCCCACCAUAAGCUCAAGUGGAACCAGAGCGCCAGAAAAUUCACUUUUUACAGCCACAAUCAAUGCUGGAUCCUUUCUGUUUCUGCUGUUCUGCAUAUUCCACCAUGCCCACAUCAUGGAGAAACAUGCAUGUCAUUCCAUGCUGAGCAGGAUUGCGAUGGCCUUUGGUGUGGUGGCAGCACUCGGGGCGUUCGCAGCUGGAAACUGCAACCCACAUUACCUGUCACUGCUGCACUACCUUGGAGCUGCCAUCAGUUUCCUGUGCAUCUGCUUCUACACUGUCCUGCUCACUGAUCUGACCAGGAAGUGUGUGCUGACGGGAUAUGAGAGGGUUCUCUACCCUUUACGCAUCGUCUCCACUACACUUCAAACCAUCGUCACCAUCUGCUAUACUAUUUUAUUUGCCCAGGACGAAUACUUUUAUAUCCAUUUGUCUGCCAUAUUCGAGUGGAUGCUCAGCGUCAACCUGGAGCUGUUUGAGCUCAGCUAUGUUGUGGAGUUCAGCUUCUUCUCGUCCUUCAUGCUUUCAAAUCUGCUGAGCAAAAGAGAGGAAGAAAAGCCUCUGAUGAUACAGAUGUCGUGAUAUCAGGCUGCCACGGUCCAGCUGGAGGAAAGCGAAGAGGGACUGAGUAAUACAUCUGUAAGGACAGUGGCUGGACUGUGGCUCGAAGACCAGUAAUUGACUCUUCUGCUGGGAUGGAUCAUUGAUAUCCACUAAUGGAUUAUGACCACUUUUAUUUCACCCUUUUGAUACUGUUGCCUAAAACUGUGUUAUUUUCUUUACUGGGUGUUUCCGUUCCUUAGAUAAAACAUUCCUUAUUUAUUGAAAAAAAAAACCUACAGCAUAUGAACAAAACACAUCAGUGAUGCUGCCAACAGAACAAGAACAAUUAAUCUCAGGUAUCAUACGUUUCUCUGUACUUUGUGCUAAUUAGAUUUUUGUGCAAUGCUCUUUUUGUUGGUUACAUAAUAGUCCUAUUAUGUGUCUGUCUAUUGGCAUUUCCAGUUUUAACAUGUGUACAAAUCACAUAGUGAAUAAGUUUACAUAGUAAAUCCCUCCACUCCCUCCCUCCCCACCCCACACUCCCAGAUCCUCUAGAUAGAGUAUAAUUUAGAAAAAUAAUAAAUUACACAAAUCAAGGACACUUAAGGACCAAAAAGUUAUUAAAAUCUCAUUGAUAGCUUAAUAUUAAGGUUCUUUAUUUGGUCUAAGCACUUGUAUAUUGCUCUGGCACUUUAAUAAAAUCAUGAAGACUAUACAAGCUGAGCAGUCCUGUUAUUCAGCUUGAAUGCAGAUUUGACGUAGUAGCUCCGUCAGAAGGGUGGAGCAAGUUAUACACCCCAUUCAGACUUGAACCUCUGUGGAAUCACAAGAUCCUGUUUGACUGGAUUAUUAACAAUUAUUUAGCAAAAAAAUGUUCCAACAGUUGAUUCACAGUACAUACUAAAGACGUCAACAGGCCAAGUUACAUAAACAGAAGCCUCUCAUGCCGCGGCUGUUGUGUCAUUUCCAUUACAGAAAUGUUAGGUGUGGUCUGUUUAAUGUAUUUCAGUGUAUGGUUGUGUCAAAUCAAACUAGUGGUUCUUUUUUUAUGGUAUUUAACUUUUGUAAAGCACCUUUAAAGGACACGUUCACAAUUUUUAAUAGUCAGAUGCCCAAAUGAACAUUGAAACAGGUUUUACUUGUAAUCAUUCCUCCUGUUCAUACUGACGUUUACAAGAUCACCUCCAAUUGAGCUUCUAAUGUAAGUGAUGGGGGACAAAAUCCAGUUGUUUUGAGCAAAAUGUACUUAAAACUUUAUCUG
This is a messenger RNA of Thunnus maccoyii (southern bluefin tuna), 2347 nucleotides long. RefSeq lists its product as uncharacterized. Gene Ontology annotation, biological process: protein localization to plasma membrane. NCBI's taxonomy places the organism in Eukaryota, Metazoa, Chordata, Actinopteri, Scombriformes, Scombridae. The transcript has 8 exons. The record is from RefSeq and is a predicted model, not a curated record. The coding region runs from base 358 to 1125 and encodes 255 amino acids.